Molecule: messenger RNA, 1074 nt
Organism: Metopolophium dirhodum (rose-grain aphid)
Lineage: Eukaryota; Metazoa; Arthropoda; Insecta; Hemiptera; Aphididae
Exons: 2
Coding region: 1-1074 (357 amino acids)
Source: RefSeq, a predicted model, not a curated record
AUGGACAGUAGCACGGACGUCGAUGCCAACGGUCAACGGUUGACGAAGCUAACUAAAAAGCUUGUGGUUAUGUUCAUGCAAUCCUUCAUCACGGCGGUGUUUGUGUUCAUCCUGGCGACGUUCGCGUAUUACCUGCACUUGCGGUGCAAGUCCACUGCAGCGCCGGUGUCGCCGAUUACUGGUAAAUUCUCGUACUAUGAUAACAUGGACGGUUCGGGAUUUCGCGCCUCGGUGCCGGUGGAGCAGAUCGUCAACGUCACCGCCAGAGAGUUCUGUUCCGUCGUGUCCAGGGACCUGUACUCGCUAGAACAGAUGGGCUACAUGGACGAAACCAGUCGCGUGUCCAAGCUGCUGUCACUGGACCUCGGCGGCGCCCAGGACGUGCAUUACGUGUUUGUCAACACCACGCACGUGCCGUGGACAGUCGCUUGUUCGCUAGAGUCAGCCCUAGGUGCUGUUGGCCAUGUCGGCCGCGUAAAUGUGUUCGUCGUCAGUGGAAUGGAAUUCGAUCGAACCAAUAACAAGUGCGGCGUGACGGAGCCGGUGUCGCUGUUGUCGAGCCUUGUCGACCUAACGGCCAAGUACGGCAUCCACCGGUUGAACGUGAUGCACGUCAACCUGGAAGAUAUGCUGGAGUUUUCUCCGUUCCAGUGCAUGGGCCUGGACAAGCGUCCCGCGCUCGCCAAGUUCGCUGUGGAGCUGGUGCUGCUCUGGCAGUUCGGCGGCACAGUGCUAGAAGGCGACAUGGUGGCGAUCCGAGGGUCCGUGUACCGUGCAACCGACACGGCUGUCGAGUACAGCGACUUGACAGUCAGCUCGCCGGCCACCUGUCACCCGUUCUUGUACGACGCUAUGGUGUGCACCAAGAGCUACGCGCUGCUUUACAGACCGUUCAUGGCUGACACCAGCCUCAAGAUCUUUGACAAGGCGGUGGAAUGGUCGGGACGCGGUGACGGUGACGUCCGGCGUGUGGCCGACAGCGUGGUGUGUCGGAACGGCGAGGUCAGCGGUCCAUGCUACUACGUACAACGGGCCGACGCCGACUUGAUUCACCGCUACUGCCCCACUGUCUAA